This is a messenger RNA of Varanus komodoensis (Komodo dragon), 4953 nucleotides long. RefSeq names its product pappalysin 2 (gene PAPPA2). Lineage: Eukaryota; Metazoa; Chordata; Lepidosauria; Squamata; Varanidae. Gene Ontology annotation, molecular function: metallopeptidase activity. The transcript is spliced from 23 exons. The record is from RefSeq and is a predicted model, not a curated record. The coding region runs from base 1 to 4953 and encodes 1650 amino acids.
AUGCCCUCGGCAACGGCGUUUCGCUGGAAACUGCGAGUACUCCCACCGCACUUAGGAUCGGGAUGGUCCAGCCUGCUCUGGCUUCAGACCUCGGCUCCGGGGCGCAUUGGCCCCGCUGAUCUCCAGUCGCCCGCCCGCUGGCCGAACGGAGCCUCCUCCCGAGGCACCGGGAACAGCAUCGCCGGGCUCCUGCGGCGGUGGCUCAGGGGCGAGAGGCGGCUGCGGGCGAGGGCCCGGAGCUGCCCGGAAGGUGCCCAAGCCGCGCCGGGAAUGAGCGACCGGGCUUGGCGACCCGGCGGGAGCCCCGCCCGCGUGACCCGGAGCCCCGGCUGGGCAGUGGCCGACGUCGGUCCAGGUGGGGCUGUUCGGCAGGCGGGGAUGCGGCGCGCCCACAGCCGCCCGGCCCGCGUCUCCGAGCGGGACCAGGCGGCAUCUCCGAGGGGCGCGCUGGCGGAGCUGCCCCGCGCCGCGUUCACGCUGGAGGCCUGGGUGCGGCCCGAGGGCGGGCAGAGCGACCCGGCCAUCGUCGCAGGUGUGUUUGACAAUUGCUCCCACGUGGCCAGCGACAAGGGCUGGAGUCUGGGCAUCCGUUCGCAGGAGAGCCCUGGGCGGAGGAACGCCCGCUUCGUCUUCUCGCUCCGGACAGACCGCAUCAAGAAAUCCUCCACCAUCUCGGCGUACCACCGCUACCAGCUCAACACCUGGGCGCACGUGGCUGCCACGUACAACGGGCGGCAGAUGCUGCUGUACCUGAAUGGGGAGCGGGUCGCUCGUAGCUCCCAGCAGUUCGGCGCCCUGCACAGCCCCUUCAUGGGCAGCUGCCGCAGCUUGAUUCUGGGGGGGGACAGCUCGGACGGGCACAACUUCCGUGGCCACCUGGCCCUGCUCACGCUUUGGAGCGCCGCUCUGCCGCAGGAGAAGCUCCAGCGGGCCUUCUUGAGGAGGGCCGACGAACGGGAAGCCGCCGUGCUGUUCAGCGCGCGGUUCAGCCACUUGGACCAGCAGUGGGUGGCCAUCAAGGACGGCAGCUAUCCGCUGGUGGAGUCCAUCCAUGUGCCAGAGCCGCCCCUUCUCUCACCCCUCACGCCCCCGCUGUGCGGGCAGACGGUCUGCGACAACGUGGAGCUGAUCUCCCACUACAACUCCCACUGGCCGCUGCGGAACGAGAAGGUGGUGCGCUAUCGCGUCGUCAACAUCUACGACGACGAGGGCCUGCACCCGACCGUCAGCCCGGAGCAGAUCGCCCACCAGCACCGGGCGCUGAGCGAGGCCUUCGGCCGCUACAACAUCACGUGGCAGCUGAGCGUCCACAAGGUGUUCAGCUCCCUGCUGCGCCACCGCGUGGUGCUGAUGAACUGCGAGCCCAGCAAGAUCGGGAACGAGUUCUGCAACCCGGAGUGCCGGCACCCGCUGACGGGGCACGACGGGGGCGACUGCCGCCGGCUGGGGCGCUGCUACGCCUGGGAGCGGCGGGACGGCGUCUGCAACAUGGAGUGCAACAACAUGCUGCACAACUUCGACGACGGGGACUGCUGCAACCCCAAGGUGGCCAACGUCUGGAAGACCUGCUUCGACCCGGAUUCCCCCCAUCGGGCAUACAUGAGUGUGAAGGAGCUGAAGGAGGCGCUUCAGCUGAACAGUACCCACUUCCUCAACGUCUACUUCGCCAGCUCCGUGCAGGAGGAGCUGGCCGGUGCUGGCACCUGGCCCUGGGACAAGGAUGCCCUCAGCCACUUGGGUGGCGUCGUCCUCAACCCCGCUUACUACGGCAUGCCAGGACAUACAAACACCAUGAUCCAUGAAGUAGGACACAUCCUGGGGCUCUACCACGUCUUCAAAGGAGUGGACGAGCGGGACUCCUGUGAUGACCCCUGCAGGGAGACAACCCCCUCCAUGGAGACUGGAGACCUUUGUGCUGACACGGCACCUACUCCCAAAAGCAAACUCUGCCAGGAUCCAGAGCCUGUCAGUGACACCUGUGGCCAAACCUACUUCUCUGGAACCCCCUUCAACAAUUAUAUGAGCUACACAGAUGACAACUGCACGGACACGUUCACCCCGAACCAGGUGGCCCGCAUGCACUGCUACCUGGACCUGGUGUACCAGCAGUGGACGCAGGGGCGGAAGCCCACCCCGAUCCCCCUGCCGCCGAUGGUCAUUGGGCAGAGUCAGGACUCUCUCACCAUCCACUGGCUGCCCCCCAUCAGCGGGGUGCUGUAUGAAAGAGAGUCAGGGACCCUCUGUGCUGAUUGUGCCGAGGACGGGACCUUCAGCCAGUACGUCCACGAGGCCUCCUCCCCUUUGAUCUGUGAUUCUUCUGGCUACUGGACACCAAAGGAAGCCGUAGGGCCUCCGGACGUGAGUCAGCCCUGCGGGACCAGUCUGCAGGCCUGGAGCCCUGAAUUCAACCUGUUCAACGUGAGCAUGACCACACCCUGCCUCCAGCCCCUGGGCUGUGUCUUGGAGCUGCGCUUCCUGCACCCGGUGUACCCGGACUCCCUCGUGGUGUGGAUUACCAACUUCUCCACGGACUCCAAGGCCCUGUCGGAUGUUGAGAUCCUGACUGAGCAGGGGGCCUCGUUGCACCUGGGACCUAUGGACACGUACUGCGACAUCCCCCUUACGGUGAAACUGAACCUGAACAAGAAGGUGUCUGGCAUAAAGAUCUACACAUUUGAUGAGAAGAUGGAGAUCGAUGCCGCCCAGCUGAUCUCCAUGCCGCAGAGCUCACUCUGUUCCGGCUGCAAACCCGUGAGGUACAGGGUUCUGCGAGACCCCCCGUUUCUGGAUGGAUCCCCAGCUAUGGUGACUCAGCCAGGACGGAAGUUUAUUGACAAGGACGUGACGAAAGGUCAGUUGUAUCGGUACCAGGUGCAGACUGUCGCGGGAGCUGCGGCAGGUGACGCCUCCCCACCUCUGCUCCAUGUCCAUGGCUCCCCUUAUUGCGGAGAUGGGAAAGUGAGCACGAGCCUUGCUGAGGAAUGUGAUGAUGGAAAUUUGAUAGAUGGGGACGGUUGUUCUAGAACUUGCAAGAAAGAAAAGGGAUUCCAUUGCACUGGUGAACCCAGCCUCUGCUACGUCCAUGAAGGUGACGGCAUUUGCGAGCCGUUCGAGAGAACCACCAGCAUUGUGGAUUGUGGUCUCUAUACCCCCAAGGACUACGUAGACCAGUGGGCGUCGGAGGCCUACACCUCCCACCAGGAUGAGAAGGCGUGCCCAGUUUCCCUGGUGACUGGCGAGCCUUUCGUGCGGGUGUGUACCCCUUAUCCUGAGGACAUGCCUGCAGAUGGACCUCAGAUGGCCUGGUUUCCUUGCACAAACCACGAAGUUCUUCCGGAUGCAGACAGGGAGAAGAUGCUCCUGGAUGACAGGGUCUGGCUGAAGGUGAGCUUCGACAGACCCAGCGCAGCGACCGCACUCUUCGUUUUCCUGGCGUCUACCGGCAUGUCUCCAGGGGAGCACCCCAGGCCGACUGUGACCGUCCACCUGGGCGACGUUGGCGGGCACAGCCACCUCCUCGCGACAUAUGAGCUAUCGUGUCAGCAGAAUCCGCUGGUCAUCGACUUAACCGAAAACGGCACCACCCGCCAAGUCUCCUCCGCCUUGUUCUACUUCUCCUCCCUGUCCGUGGGCGUCUCUGCGGUGGCCCUGCGAGCGCCUCUGCCGUCGGAUCCCUUCGGCCCAAGCAACUGCCUCCCGGAGCACGAGGGCCGCAGCUGCCGGAGACCCAGCUGCACCCAGCAGGACUGUGAAGAGCAAGGGAGGUGUGAGCCGCCGCAGGUCCAGCACGCUGCAGCCCCUAACUGCACCCAUGGCAGUCGGGGGCACAUGGAAUGUGUGAUUACUUGUGACAGUGGAUAUGUCCUCCAUGCCAGUCAUGGGCAGUUGCUGCGCCCCGGACAAAAAGAAAUCCGGUUGACCUGCAGUUCUGGGCAGUGGGACAGGUCUGUGACUUGUGACCCCGUCGACUGCCGGUUUCCAGACCAGUCGCAUGUGCUUUACGCAGAGUUCUCCUGCCCCGGAGGGACCACAUUCCUCAAGCAGUGCCUCUUCUCCUGCAUCGAGCCAGCAAAGCUUCAAGGAACGAGCCAGAGGCUCACCUGCCUGGAGGACGGACUCUGGUCGCUCCCGGAAGCCUACUGCAAGCUGGAGUGCGACACGCCGCGCCUGGUCGCCAACGCGAAGCUGCUGGAGCAGCGGUGCCUGCAAGGGAACCACGACGUGGGCUCCGUCUGCCGCUACAGGUGCAAGCCCGGAUACCACGUGGCGGACUCCGCUGAGGAAAAGCCCCGGAAGAAGAUCCUCAGCAUCCGUUGCCUGGAGAGUGGCUUCUGGGAGGAAGGCGGCUGUGUCCCCGUGGUGUGCAAACCGCCCCCGCCCGUCUUCGAGGGAAUGUACAACUGCACCAACGGCUUCGAGCUGGACAGCCAGUGCACCCUGGCCUGUGGCCUGCAGAGCAUGAAGCCUGCUAUCCUUUGCACUAAAGAUGGUUUGUGGUCGGAGGAAUUUAAAUUGUGUGAAGAGCUACAAGGGGAAUGUUCGCCCCCCGAAGAGCUUAAUUCAGUGGAGUACAAGUGUGAGCAAGGUUAUGGAAUUGGGGCUGUGUGCAUCCCCUCCUGUCUCAUUCUUCCAAGAGACCCUGUGGUGCUGCCUGAGAACGUCACUGCCGAUACCAUGGACCACAGGCUGAAGCCCACCAGAGUCCGGAGUCUGGUCUGCACUGGAAGACUGGAGUGGCAUCCAGAUCCAAAAGCCAUGCAUUGCAUCGCGUCCUGCGAGCCUUUCCAAGCGGACGGCUGGUGUGACACCAUCAAUAACCGAGCCUAUUGCCAGUAUGACGGGGGCGACUGUUGCUCCUCAACCGUCUCAUCCAAAAAGGUGGUCUUAUUUCCCAACGGCUGCGACCAGGACGAAUGCACCUGCCGGGACCCAGACGCCCAGGAGAACCAGUAA